CAUUGCACAACUCCACCCGCCCAAUCUCCCCGCAAGCCACACACGGCCAUUUCCUCUUCGGAGAGGGACAUUUUACCUACUUUUUGCAACCGACAAACCUCGGUCCUCGACUCACCCGGGAAAAGUUCAAGCGGCAUUCAGACGACCCUGGGUGACCCGAAGUUUCUUUAGCACGUGUGAAGUGAACACGGGCCGGGAGGCCAUAAAAGGCGGAUGAUGGCGAUCUGUUCAGUGUCCUUCUUCAGACAGGACAAAUGCCUUGGUCGGAGGAGGUGAAUGAGCUGGCCGGCCACUUCUGAAGAAGCAGGUGAAGGUAGACCAUCACCCAGCAUCUAUGUUUCCAGCCUGGCACCCAAACUCAGAGACUGGCCCUGCCUUGGGAAGCAAUCCGACAUAAGAGGGGACGAUGUAUACCUUCCUGCCGGAGAACUUCACUCCGGUGAAGCAGAAGCCAGCCAAAGAGCUGAAGCCCAUGAUCAGUGCCAUCGUGGUGGGCCUCAUUUUGUUCAUUGCUGCCGUGGUAGCAUGGUGCUAUUAUGUGGCAUCCCUUCGGAAGGCAGAGAGGCUCAAGACAGCGGAGAUGGAUUUGCGGCAGGACGGCUUCACGAUCAAGAACCAGGAUGGCGAGUUGGUUUUCAAGGUGGCCUUUCAGUCAGGGCUUCUGGACCUGGAGUCCUGUUCCAGGGAAGGGGCCAAUUUAACCUGCACACGGACCGACAAAGGGAAAGUCAACUUCUUCAUCAAGAUUGUCAACCCCAAGGACACCGUGAUCUGCUACCGGGUGCGCUGGGAAGAGUUUGUGGCGGACACGGUGGUGGAUCAUAAAAUGUUCUGGGGAGAUGCCCUCUGGUACGGGGGCUGUGAGAUGAGCGUCCAGCAUUGGCCAAUCAAGCUGCCCGGAUUCCAGGAACCCAUGCCUUUUGUGACCAGCGAUGUCUAUUCUUUUAGGAACAGUUUUGGAGGCAUCUUAGAGAGGUACUGGUUGUCUUCCAAAGCUGCGGCCAUCAAGAUCAACGAUUCGGUGCCCUUCCACCUUGGGUUCAACGCCACGGAGCCCUCCCUCGUCUUCCAAGCCAGGUAUAAAGACUCACCUUACAAACCCCCAUUGGGCCAGCAGCCUUUUCCUGAGCUGAGUUACCGGGUCUGCAUUGGUUCCGACGUUACCUCCAUCCACAAAUACAUGGUGCGGAAGUACUUCUACAAGCCAUCCAAGAUACCUUCAAGAAACGCCUUCAGGUACCCCAUCUGGUCCACCUGGGCCUUGUACAAAAAUGACAUUGACCAGGAGAAACUCCUGCGUUUCGCCGAAAACAUCAAGAAGUACAAGUUCAACUGCAGCCAUAUCGAGAUUGACGAUACCUACACCCAAGCGUACGGCGACUUCGACUUUGACGCAGCCAAGUUUCCCAACAUGACUGAAACCUUCAAGAAACUCAGAGAGGACGGUUUUCAGAUCACCCUCUGGACCCACCCGUUCAUCAAUUACAAUUCCUCGAAUUUUGGGGUGGGGAUAGAGAAACAGCUGUUCAUCAAAGAACCCACCGGGAGACUGCCCGCCAUGGUGGAGUGGUGGAAUGGCAUCGGUGCCAUCUUGGAUUUCACCAACCCUGCAGCCCGAGAUUGGUUCCAGAGCCAGCUGAGACAACUCCGCAAUAAAUACGGCAUCUCCUCCUUCAAAUUUGAUGCCGGAGAGACCAGCUACCUUCCCAAACAGUUUAGCACCUUCCGACCUUUGUCGGAUCCCAGUGUCUGGUCCAGGCGCUACACAGAAAUGGCCAUUCCGUUUUACGAACUGGCGGAGGUCAGGGUGGGCUAUCAAUCGCAGAACAUCUCGUGUUUUUUCAGGAUCAUUGACCGGGAUUCCGUGUGGGGCUACGAACUUGGCCUGAAGUCCUUGAUCCCCACCGUCCUGACCAUCAGCAUGUUGGGGUAUCCGUUUAUAUCGGCCGACAUGAUUGGAGGGAAUUUCUUCCCCAACAAAACCGACGGGGCUCUGGAAAUCCCAGACCGGGAACUCUACAUCCGUUGGCUGGAGUUGUCCGCCUUCAUGCCGUCCAUGCAGUUCUCCAUCCCGCCUUGGCUCUACGAUAAGGAGGUCAUCGAAAUCGCCCUGAAGUUCACCAAGCUUCACGAGUCCUUGGUGGCCCCUCUCUUGCUGGAACUAGCCGGGGAGAUCACCAACACCGGGGAUCCCAUCAUACGGCCGAUCUGGUGGAUCUCUCCCGGGGACGAGUCUGCUCACAAGAUCGAUUCCCAGUUUCUCAUCGGAGACACCUUGAUGGUGGCCCCCGUCUUGGAGAUGGGGAAACAGGAACGAGAUAUCUACAUCCCGGCGGGCAAAUGGCGGAGUUACAAAGGAGAGCUGUUUGAGAAGACUCCCACCUUGAUCACGGACUACCCCGUGGAUCUGGAUGAAGUGGCUUACUUUGUCUGGGUCUCCUAAGCUGCCUCGGUGGACGUGUGUACUGAUCACAAGAGUCACCUUGCCUUAUUCUGAUCAUCGUAACCAGAAAUAAUUCUAAUUGGUUCAGAAGGUCGAAAGGGAAAACAGGACAACGGUUGCCCGUUAAUUCUUCAAAUCAAAACUGAACAACGGGCGUGCGAUUAAACAGGCUGCUAAAAGACAAAUAUCGGUAGUCCUCUACUUACGACCACAAUUGAGCCCGAAAUUUAUGUCACUAAAUGAGACAGUUUGGUGUUAAGUGAGUUUUGGCCCAAUUUACGACAUUUCUCGGCUUGAUUGUUAAGCGAAUCACUGCCAUUAGUUUAUAGCGGUUGUUAAACGAAUCCAGCUUCGCUAUUGCUUGUCAAAAGGUCGCAAAAGGGACACUGCAACUGUCAUAAGUACAUGCCAGUUGCCAAGCAUCCAAACUUUUAUCGCACGACUGUGGGAAUGCUGCAACGGUUAUAAAUGUGAAAAAAUGGUCCUAAGCCACUUUUUUCAGUGCUGUUAUAACUUUGAAGGUCACUAAGGGAAUUGUUGUAAGUCGAGGACUACCUGUAUGGUCACCAAAUUUGCACACAGCAGCAAAAGGCCUCGUUCGGACGCUGAGAACCACUGUUUCUGAAUUGUGUGUGUGUGUUUGCACUCAAACAGUUGUCUUCCGUUUUCUUCAAAGGUGGGGCUUAGGAUGCCAAAAUUCUUGAGUGAUUUAUCAGUCAUUUCACCUUCAAGUGUUUCUGGAUGGUUUAACAUCAUGAGGUGUGAAAAAGGGAAGGAAUUUUACUACAAGCUGCCGAGAAUUUGCUCCCAAACGGGUUUUAAAGAGCAGCUAAAAGAAGCUUUGGAAAAUGUGUAAGAAUGUCAGCUCAACCGGGAUGAACCGUAUUGUCUUUAAAUUGGGAAGGCAUCUAAUAUUGCUCCAGCCAAGGCUAUCUACAGGAGGGAGAAGUUAAAAAAAAAAUCAAGAGGGUAGUCACACAUACAUGAUCAAAAAUCCCUCAUUUUUUUACACGUGUGACACAUACAACACAGGUAGUCCUUGAUUUAUGACCACAAUUGAGCCCCAAAUUUCGGUUGCUAGGCGAGACAGUUAAAUGCGUUUUGCUUCUUUUUACGACCUUCCUUGCCACUGUGGUUAAGUGAAUCACUGCAGUUGUUAACUCAGUCCCAUGGUUGUUAAGUGAAUCCAGCUUCCCCAUUGACUUUGCUUGUCAGACGGUCGCAAAAAGGGAUCACAACCCCAGGACACUGCAACCGUCAUAAGUACAUGCCAGUUGCCAAGCCUUUGAAUUUUUGAUCACGUGACCGAGGGGAGGCUGCCACCGUCGUAAGGGUGAAAAUGGUCAUAAGUCACUUUUUUCAAUGCCGUUGUAACUUUGAACGGUCACUAAACGAAUUGUUGUAAGUCCAGGACUACCUCUGCAUGUAAAAAGCUGGGUUUCACACGAUCAGGACUACCAACCUGACUUUUCAAAUCCCUCCCAGUGGACUCCUACAGCACAACCAGCCUUAAGUUUUAAAAUAAGCUAUUAUUUGAAAUGAGCUUUGUUUUCCUAAAGGGAAUAAACCGAAUUAAUACAGGGAUAUAUUUAUAGAAAUGCGGGGAUAUCGCCCUCUCUCUUUUUUCGAAGGAGGCUGGUAUCCAAGGAAUGAAUUAGGCACGUAGGCAGUGGUGGGAUUCAAAUAAUUUAAUAAGCGGUUCGCCUGAACUUGUGCGAACCGGCUGAAUCCUACCUCUGCCCAUGAUUAAAGGCCUGGGCUGGUUCCUUGGCUCUAGGCGUUGGGAAAGAUAGAAAGGGUGUGGAUUCGCCUUAUAUUUUCCAGUUUUGCACCUCAAAGGCUUUUAGAGAUUGCUUCAGUUGUAUGGAAUUCUGGGACUUGUUGUUCCAACACAUCUGGAAGGCUACCUGUUGGGGAGAGAUUCAUUUGUUUGUCCCUCCCUCUGCUGGUGACUUUCUUAUCCAGGUAAUUAAUCCACAAAAAUCCAUCCAUGCACAAUAUAGUUAGAACUUCACCCACAACAUCUGGUAAGUUCAAAUUUAGAAGCUCUGGGUUGAACCGCGGUGCUCUCUGAGUUUGAUUACUUUCUCGCAGACGUUUCACGACCCAACUAGGGAACAUAUCAGUGUCAGGAGGGUGGGGGGAGGGUGGAUCUCUGUUUGUAUACAGAUGGUUUGGCCUGUCGGUGUUGGUGGGAGCGUUGUUUUCUUUUUAGUAGUUCCUUGACUAGGCUGUUGCUCUGUUACCUUAUUUGUCUGUUGAUCCACAGGCACAUAGAGAUAAAUAGCAUCUACACACCAUUCAAAAGAGAUAAUUAAAGAGCUAAAAGGGAAACAAAAAGACCAAAACACCUCCUUACCAGUGAUCAAUACCCAGAUAAACAGAGAUAAACACAAAGAUUAAUACGUCUUUUGCCACCAAUAGCCUCCCACCGACCAGUUCGUUCUCACAGGGAGGGUCUCCUCAGGGUACCGUCAGUCAAAUUAUGCCGACUGGCGACUCCCAGGGGGAGGGCCUUCUCUGUGGGGGCUCCAACCCUUUGGAAUGAACUGCCCCCGGAGAUACGGAAUAUCCCUGAUCUCCGUGCUUUCCGCCGUGCCCUCAAAACCCUGAUGUUCCAACAGGCGGGGCUAAACAUAUGAACAUGUGAAUGUUUUUAAAAUGUUAUCUAAUUUUAAGUUCUAUUUAAUUGGGCCAAACUAUGUUAUAAUAAUAAUUUUAACUGGCAAUUUUAUGAUGUUUGUGUACCUAUAUUUUUCUUGACUGUACACCGCCUUGAGUCCUACGGGAGAAAGGCGGUAUAGAAAUAAAUAAAAUAAAAUAAAAUAAAAUAAAAUAAAAUAAAAUAAAAUAAAAUAAAAUAAAUAAAUACUAGACCAACAAACAAGAAGUAAAACAAUAUCCCAAUCAAGGAACUACCAACCCAGACAAACAAUAUAACAACCGAAUCAAGGAACCAACAACAACACUCGCACCAACACUUGACAGGACAAGCCAUUUGUACAUAAACAGAGUGCAAACCCCACUCCCUUUUAGCACUGAUAAAGUUACCUAGUUGGGUAAUGAAAAGUCUGCAAGCAAAUCACCUACUUCAGAGAACACUAAGGACCACACAAUCCUCCUCCUUCUCCUCCUCUCUGCAAACUCUACUCCUUUCUAGCACUGAUGAUGUUACCUAGUUGGCCCAACAGUCAGAGAGCACCAAGGACCCCACAAUACUUUUUCUCCUCUUUCUCUCCAUAAAUCCCGCUUCUUUCUAGCACUGAUGAUGUUACCUAGCUGCAAGAAAACCACCAAUCUCAGAGAGCACCAAGGGCCCCAUAGUCCAUCCUCCUCCUCCUCUUCCUCUCUGCAAACCCUACUCCCUUCUAGCACUGAUAAUAUUACCUAGUUGGCCCAUGAAACGACUGCAAAAAAACAACCAAGCUCAGAAACCACCAAGGAUCCCUCAGUCCAACUCUGAGCUGCAAAUAUUCUCUUCCAUCCAUAGAAUAACCCAAUUCUUGCUGUACCAAAAAGGGAGAAAUAUGAGUUCUUUUUCUGGACGAUGAAUGUUAACUUCGUGCAGCCCAGAUACUAUUCACGUUUUGAUUAAACUGGGCAAGAAUCUUCAUUUGAUUAUUCUGGAAUUCAGAUUUAACUUCCCCUUGGCCUACCUGUCGUUCUGGGGUAACUGUGCCAUCCUUGGAAAAACGAAUGAAAGGUAUUAUUUUCAUUUCUCCUUGAGCCUCAGAUGUCUUGACAAUCUUCCCCUCGCAUUUCAUUCCUGCAGAAGGUAUCAUAAUUAGAUUGCUGAAAUCCAAAAUAUAUUGUACCUUGAUGACAGCAAGGAGUCUGAGAAGAUUACAGGUAGUCCUCGACUUACGACCGCAAUUGAGCCCAAAAUUGAUGUUGCUCAGUGAGACAUUGUGAGUUUUGCCCAAUUUUAUGACCUUUCUUGCCACCAUUGUUAAGACAAUCACUGAAAUUGUUAAAUUAGUAACACGGUUGUUAAGUGAAUCUGGCUUCCCUACCUGUCCCCGGGGCACUGCGACCGUCAUAAAUAGGAACCGUUUGCCAUGCAUCUGAAUUUUGAUCACGUGGUGGUGGUGCUGCAAUGGUCAUAAGUCACGUUUUUCAGCGCCAUUGCAACUUUGAACGGUCACUAAACGUUUGGUUGUAAGUCAAGGACUACCAGUAAUGUCCUGUUGUCGUCUUGCCCAUGUCUAAGGUUCUGCGCUUCUUAUUACAACUGUGCAAAUUUAGGACUUACAAAGCAAUGCAACAGGAAAUACAGAUCACCGUCUAGGACAGGGAUCUCCAAACUUGGCAACUUUUGAGAUUUGUGGACUUCAACUCCCAGAAUUCCCCAGCCAGUAUGGCUGACUGAAGAAUUCUGGGAGUUGAAGUCCACAUGUCUUAAAGUUACCAAGUUUGGAGAUCUCUGGUCUAGGAAUAGAAAAGAUUGAGGAAACCAAGAGCAGGAUGAGGACAAGUGUGAAGGUGCUGAAUUGGGAAGAGGACAUUUUAGUUUAAAUGAAAUUUCUUGUGGGUCUAAUCAGAGUUGGCCAAAUAAAAUAUUCUAUUCAAUUCAAGUGGGGAAGGGGAGAGGGGAAGGUAUGUACAGUUAUGGAUCGUGGAGAAAAAAAAUGGAAAAAAGAAUAUAUUUUCCUUCUUUGUCAUACAAUUAAAACCCCGUUGAAUCAUUCAUUCAUGUUUUUAUGGUGAAUGGUGAAGACUUGUAAUCUGUCCAGAGAACUUUUGUCUUAUCAGGUGGAUCAGAAGUUUAAUAAAUAAUAAUAAUGUUAA
Pantherophis guttatus is the source of this 7231-nucleotide messenger RNA. Its product is annotated as alpha-galactosidase MYORG. The record is from RefSeq and is a predicted model, not a curated record. Gene Ontology annotation, molecular function: hydrolase activity, hydrolyzing O-glycosyl compounds. Gene Ontology annotation, biological process: skeletal muscle fiber development; carbohydrate metabolic process. NCBI's taxonomy places the organism in Eukaryota, Metazoa, Chordata, Lepidosauria, Squamata, Colubridae.